Messenger RNA from Xenia sp. Carnegie-2017, 1309 nucleotides. RefSeq names its product heparanase-like. Gene Ontology annotation, molecular function: structural constituent of chromatin; protein heterodimerization activity; DNA binding. The record is from RefSeq and is a predicted model, not a curated record. Gene Ontology annotation, cellular component: nucleosome; extracellular matrix. Lineage: Eukaryota; Metazoa; Cnidaria; Anthozoa; Malacalcyonacea; Xeniidae.
AUAUUAAAGAUGUCUGGAGGUGGAAAAGUGAAAGCGAAGGGAACAAAAUCAAAGACUCGUCCAUCAAGAGCCGAACUUCAAUUUCCUGUUGGUCGUAUUCAUCGUCGGUUGAGAAAAGGCAACUAUGCCGAGAGAGUUGGUGCUGGUGUUCCAGUUUAUUUGGCUGCAGUUCUCGAGUAUUUGUCUGCUGAGUUAGCAGGAAACGCAGCUCGUGAUAACAAGAAGAGAAUUAUUCCAAGACAUUUACAAUUGGCCGUAAGAAAGGAUGAAGAAUUAAAUAAAUUGUUGUCAAAUGUCAUUAUCCCUCAAGUGGAGGUACUGCCUAACAUUCAAGCUGAAAUAAACACACUAAAACUUAUAUUUGAAAACUCCAAAGCUUCCAUCAAGGAACUUUGGUUGGGGGAGACAUCAAAUACCUAUGAUGGGGGUGUUCCAGGUGUAUCAAACAGUUACAUAGCUGGCUUUAUGUGGUUGGAUAAGUUGGGCUUGGCAGCUAGAAGUGGACACAGUGUUGUAAUAAGACAAACAUUUUAUGGAGGUUCAUAUGAUCUUGUUGAUCAAAAUACAUUUGACCCCUUUCCUGAUUACUGGUCCUCUUACUUGUACAAAAUGCUCGUUGGACAGCGUGUAUUAAAAGUUGUUGAAGGUAUGUCUUUGGGUCGAGCUCUUCGAGUGUAUGCUCAUUGUAUUUCUCAGAAAUCAGGCUACACUUCUGAUAGUAUUGUACUCAUUGCUCUUAAUACUAAACAUACUGAAGCAAAGAUAAUAUUGACAAAAAAAUUUGAAAAGUUGACAAUACAUCAGUAUUUGUUGACACCAUGUGAAACUGGCAACCUUACAUCUCAGAAAGUGAAAUUAAAUGGCAAGCUGUUGGAAAUGUUAAACAACAAAACAUUACCACAUCUUCAACCUAAACCCAUAUCAGCAGACAAUAUCAUUUUACCACCAGUGUCGUAUGGUUUCUACGUAAUUCUUGAAACACAGCUGCAGGUUUGCAAGAUGCCUUGCAGUAAGAAGAAUUUCAAAGCUAAGAAUGUUUUGCAUGUUUAAUUUGAUUCAAGUAAAGAAUGGAAAAGUUUCUUGUGCAUUGUUGAAAAUGAAAGUUUAGCCAUUUGGAGAAAUAAUAAAUGUAGCUUUAUAAUCAAUUUAUAGAAAAUAUUAAACUUGGUUACAUAUCACAGCAACUUUUACAAAUGGAUUGCCACUACUAGCAAUCCUACUAUUCUACUACAUUUUUAGUAUGAGAGGAUAGACUUGUUCAACUGUGAUAAUAAUUACUAUUAAAAAUACAGUUUAUAUAUCUGAUAAA